This is a messenger RNA of Gongylonema pulchrum, 312 nucleotides long. The record is from the annotation of a GenBank genome assembly. Lineage: Eukaryota; Metazoa; Nematoda; Chromadorea; Rhabditida; Gongylonematidae.
GGUAAUGUGCUGACAUUGGCAGUGCAGAUGUAUGGAUGCCGUGUUAUCCAAAAAGCUUUGGAAAGUAUCGAUGAGGAUCAGCAAAUGGAUAUCCUGAGGGAAUUGGAGGGGCAGGUGCUGAGAUGCGUGAAAGAUCAGAAUGGCAAUCACGUUAUACAGAAGGUGCUAAGAUGCGUGAAAGAUCAGAAUGGCAAUCACGUUAUACAGAAGAUGUAUGGAUGCCGUGUUAUCCAAAAAGCUUUGGAAAGUAUCGAUGAGGAUCAGCAAAUGGAUAUCCUGAGGGAAUUGGAGGGGCAGGUGAGCAAAUGUUAA